This is a messenger RNA of Bombina bombina (fire-bellied toad), 473 nucleotides long. Its product is annotated as talin-1-like. Gene Ontology annotation, cellular component: plasma membrane; focal adhesion. Lineage: Eukaryota; Metazoa; Chordata; Amphibia; Anura; Bombinatoridae. The transcript has 3 exons. The annotation marks the transcript as partial. The record is from RefSeq and is a predicted model, not a curated record. Gene Ontology annotation, molecular function: integrin binding. Gene Ontology annotation, biological process: platelet aggregation.
ACAUUUUCAUCUCCCGAGCAGCCGGCAAAAACAGCCACUCCAGAGGACUUUAUUCGCAUGACUAAAGGAAUCACAAUGGCAACUGCAAAAGCAGUUGCUGCAGGAAACUCUUGUCGACAAGAGGAUGUGAUUGCAACUGCUAACCUGAGUCGCCGUGCAAUUGCUGAUAUGCUACGUUCAUGCAAGGAAGCCGUCUACCAUCCUGAGGUUAGCCCUGAUGUUCGGAUCCGUGCGAUGCGCUAUGGUAAAGAAUGUGCGACUGGCUACCUGCAGCUGCUGGAUCAUGUGCUAGUGCCGGUGAGUACCUGAGCACUGUGUGUGUGUUGUUAGUGUGCUCUGAUGCGGUGGAAAAGGCAGUAGGUGUUACUAUACAUACAUAUAUGCAUGCUCUAUAUAUUCCGACUAGGAUUAUAUUAAUCUGCCCCCCCUGUGCGUCCCCCUGUGCGUUACUUAGCGUCCCCCUGUGCGUUACU